Molecule: messenger RNA, 5446 nt
Organism: Alosa alosa (allis shad)
Lineage: Eukaryota; Metazoa; Chordata; Actinopteri; Clupeiformes; Clupeidae
Product: potassium voltage-gated channel subfamily G member 3-like
Exons: 2
Coding region: 292-1545 (417 amino acids)
Biological process (GO): protein homooligomerization; potassium ion transmembrane transport
Cellular component (GO): membrane; voltage-gated potassium channel complex
Molecular function (GO): delayed rectifier potassium channel activity
Source: RefSeq, a predicted model, not a curated record
AGCUGCUUUGGAGUAGGCAGUCCACUGGAACACCCGAUCCUAUGUGCUGCGUUUGGGGAACGGAACCCUUUGGAGAAGCGCUGCGCUCAAGAACUUCACGCUGUAAAACAUGACGUGGACACGGUUAAAAGCAUAUACAUCCGCUCCAUAUCAGGGGUGGAUACCCGAAGCUGUUCUCGGAGGAUAGAAAUGAUGCCUGGAAGUCUUGGGCAUUAACAUUUCCCUGUAACUACGGGUAAACCGUCCAAGUUGUUUCUGGUCUUUUGCGCACUAAACCCGAAGCGCACUAAAAUGAAGUUUGGCAAAAGCGUUUGCAUCAUCAAUGUCGGAGGCACCAAGUACGCUCUUCCGAAAGACGUUAUCAAAGAUUUUCCCUUACGCCGUGUUAGUCGUCUUCACAACUGCUCGUCGGAGAGGGAAGUGCUUGAAGUCUGUGAUGACUAUGACCGGGAGAGGAACGAGUUCUUUUUUGACAGACACUCUGAGGCGUUCGGUUUUAUCAUGUUAUACGUGAAAUACGGCAAGCUGAGGUUUGUGCCCCAGAUGUGUGAACUUUCCUUCUACAAUGAAAUGGUCUACUGGGGCUUGGAAAGCUCGCACCUGGAGUUUUGCUGCCAGCGGCGACUGGAUGACCGCAUGUCAGACACCUACACGCACUUUCCCGAGGAGGACCACAAAGCUGAGGAUGACUUCAGGGGCGAGGAAGAGCCAGCGCGCCGGGCAGAUUCCAAGUGGCUAGAGAGAAUGCGCAGGACGUUUGAGGAGCCCACGUCCUCGGUGGCAGCGCAAAUUCUGGCCUCGGUGUCCAUGAUUUUUGUCAUUGUCUCUAUGGUUAUGCUUUGCGCGAGCACUUUACCGGACUGGAAAACAGCUGAGAGUAACGUCGUGGAAGAGCACAGGAUCAUCGAGGCCGUGUGCAUCGGCUGGUUCACUGCCGAGUGCAUCAUCCGCUUCCUGGUGUCGCGGGACAAGUGUGAGUUUGUGCGGCGGCCGCUCAACGUCAUCGACCUGCUGGCCAUCACGCCCUACUACAUCUCCGUGGCCAUGACGGUGCUGACCGGCGAGAACUCCCAGCUGCAACGGGCGGGCGUCACGCUGCGCGUCCUGCGCAUGAUGCGCAUCUUCUGGGUCAUCAAGCUGGCGCGCCACUUCCUGGGCCUGCAGACGCUGGGCCUGACGCUCCGCCGCUGCUACCGCGAGAUGGUCAUGCUGCUGGUGUUCAUCUGCGUGGCCAUGGCCAUCUUCAGCGCUCUGGCUCAGCUGCUGGAACACGGCCUGGACCUGGAGGCAGGCAACGAGGACUACGCCAGCAUCCCGGCGGCGUGCUGGUGGGUUAUUAUCUCCAUGACCACCGUGGGCUAUGGAGACAUGUACCCCAUCACCGUGCCGGGUCGCAUGCUGGGCGGCCUGUGCGUGGUGAGCGGCAUCGUGCUCCUGGCGCUGCCUAUCACCUUCAUCUACCACAGCUUCGUGCAGUGCUACCACGAGCUCAAGUUUCGCUCGGCGCGGGUCACGCGCAGUCUCUCCGCCGAGUUCAUCAACUGAAGGGGGACAGGACGUACAUGGAGGCGAGGCCGCAGCACCUGUGAAAUCUCCGAGAACAGAGUGGGUGUGGAGAUGGCAGCCAUCUCAAAAACCUCUCAGAGAAGAGAGGCCUUCCACAGUCACAUCACUCUCACCAACUUCUCUGGCCUUACUCUCCCCACCACAGAAAGUUCCAGAUGUUUCUGGACUUUAAAGCUUGUGCACACUAAAAGCUGUUAAAAGUGUGACAAGCAGGGGUGGAGUUUCUAGGCUUUCAUGUCCACUGAGAGCUCGUAGGAGGUCUGAAGGAGAACCCUUAAAGGCUUCAGAGAUCAGUGAUUUAGACAUUCAACCUCACACAAGGAGACUCUCAAGGCAAUCAAUUGUGUUAAUCAACCGACUAACCAACCACACACCUGGCACUCAUAUUGAAUUGCUGUUCAUCAGGGACAGCUCCUGUAUUCUGUAGAGUUCCUUAUGUACAGCAGCUCUGAUUGAGAGUUGUUUUUUUUAAUGAAGAGGGAAGGGGAUGGGAAGGGGUUGCUGUAAGUGAAUGUAUAGGGGUGCUUCUAUGGCAACCAGGGUUUUCUGGCUGGAUCCCCUUGACAAGCCACAAAUGUAGAGAGCAGCUUGUCUGUGUCCAAGAGGCCUUCAUAUCACUUUCUCAGCUACAGAGGAGCUGGCUGGCUUCUCGUCUAACUGCCUUAUGGACCUGUUCUUAUUUCCCUUUAAAAUCGAAAAAAAAAAACACAUGGCUUCGCACCAGGCAACAGGAUUACAGGGCCUGAAUGCAAUCUGAAAUGCCACUGAGCUGGCGAGCGCUGGCAGCAGCUGAACAGCGUGUGUGUGAUUUAGUUAUGUGUUCUCCUCCUCUCCCGUGCACUGUGGUAUUUGUAAAUGUGCUAAAAUGGAAGCAGAAUCCAACUCAUAUCAAGCGUUUGUGAAACCUGUAUGAAUGAUAGGUCUCGUUUCCCUCAGAUCUUUUUCUCUUUUGUUUGUGAGGGGAAUAGGUGUGGGGUGAGGGGGGUGGAGUCAGAGCAUUGAUCCAUAGAGUGAUGGGGCACAUUCUGAAUGAUUAAAAAAGCCUCAUAUGAACAGAAAAUCAGUGACUGAUGUUCAUUUGAACACUCUGACAUUGGCAUUACAGUCAGAGUGUUAGCAAUCAGCCAUAGGUGAUAAAUCAAAUCAAUUGUGUACACUAUCAUUUUCAUAAUCAGGCGGUUUGCCAACCGUUUUUGCAGCCAUUCAUCUUCUUACAUCCCUAUUAUUUUUAGAGCAUAUUUGUAGAAUUUCAUGAAAGCUAGACUUAAUGAUAGAUAGACUUAGAUGAGAGAAAGCGAGAGAGAGAGAGAGAGAGAGAGAGAGAGAGAGAGAGCAGUAGAGAGAGAGAGAGAGAGAUGUUCUGAGCAGGGCAGGCCAUGGAUUGGUAGUGUGUCAUGGAGGAAUCGGUGGUCUGGACGACGCUUCGCACUGCACAGAGGCUGAGCGACCCCUCUGUCGUCCACUUCCUGUCCGUCUGUCUGCUCUCCACCUCUGUAGCACUGCUGGCCUUCAGGCAAGAGGAGUGUCAGCUUUCAGGCCACUAAUGUCUAGUCCUCUUAAACUCAAAAGCUCAAUAAACAACAACUACUACAAUGAACAACGAUAGAGAAACACUUCACAUCACAGCCUUGAGCCGUGCUCCUCUUGAAGUUGUCGUCUGUGCCACCCUCUUCUCCUCGGCCCGCUGUCAUGUCCCAUUUGGAGUGGCCUGUAGCAUCCUGUCAGUAGACUCCAAGGCCCACAGACCAGCCAGAAGGUAGAGGCAGGGUGUCAGUUAUUGAUCCCAGGUCCACACAGACUGUAAGUUAUACCCGUGGAGUGAUUCUCCAUAUUGAUCAGUCACGCUGUAGAAAAGCACAGGCUCUCCUGCACCUCUAGAGCAGCCUGGGUCUUUGUCGUUUGUUUUUGUUCUCCAUUUUCUUUGUAUGGUCUUUGUGGUCAGCUUGAUUAUGAUUCCUAAGAAAGGUCAUUCCUCAUGCUAACUGCCAUACAGGAUGUAGAAAAAGAGAGAGAACUGUCUGACAUUCACCUUUUCAUUCCGCUGUAGUUAUUCAGUGCUAUAGAUUGCUUUUUGGAAAUGUUCUGAAUGUCUGUUGAAAAGCAGUGCGUACACUUCCAGUAUCUGUCACGGGCAGACUUGCCUUUCCCUUUAAUAAGUGGUGCACUAUUUCAGCAGCGUCAGUGUUUGAGUUCACCUGGUUGUUUUUUUUCCAUUGAUCAGUCUGGUCAGGUCUGUCCAUGAAGUCUUUCACUUGGCCUCUUGCCCAUAGUCAUUAGGUCAAAUGGGGGUAUUGGUUGUGUUAAAUAUUUAUGGGUUUGCAACAAGCCUAAGAUCCAAGUCACACUUGCCUGUGCCCUGAAUGAAUCCAAAUAAUGGUUGUUCUCUAUAAAGGUGACUUUCACUGUCAAAUUAGAUGGGUUAAUGUUUCAUUUUAUUGGUCACAGUACCUGGAAAUUGGUUGCAUUGAAAUAAACUCUGGUUUGGGUUUGUUACAGCUUGCAAAUAUAUGCCAUUGAUAUUUCCACUUCCAUAAAUGUAUUGGAGGUUAUUUUUUCCUUUCCUGUAAAAAUAUCACAGCACCCAGAUCCCCAACCAUAAACACACACACACACACACACACACACACACACACACACACCUACACAAUCACCACUCUUUAAAUAUUGCAAUUAGUGUUAUCACAAUGGAAUUCACAAAGGAAUAACAUCCUUAUUCAGCCAAGGCUACAGUAUGUCUCACAUUUUGAGCUUGUAACAGCUUCAUAAAUCUUGAUCAGACAGUGAUCUCCCAAGCUUCUCUUUAUAAGCCUUCUGGAAAUCAUCAAAGACACACACACAAACACGUGCACACACAAACAAACAUUCAUAAAGAAGCACAAAAAGGUCAUGCAUUCUAUCUUCACUAAUGAGCACCUAUAUCCAAGCACUUCUUUGGUUCCAUUUCAGUAAGUGUUCAACAUAGCCAUGAGACAUACAAUACCUUUAGCUGGGGUUGGGGGACAGUGGUUGGGGGAGCACUAAUGAAACCCUUUCAGCUCCAUCCCACAAAGUGAGCACUUCAUUGCAUCACAAAAUGUAAUAUUGUAAAAUUAGAUGGCCAUUUGUGCAGCAUAUGGGUGUCUGAUGUUACUUGUUGCUAUGUUCUGUUCAAAUCUCAGCUGCAGCCUCUAAUGUGUCAGCUGUUCUUGUGCGUCCAAGAACUGGAGUGUAAUUGUUACCACUGGUACAAGAGUUAGAUACGUCUCUUUGGCUUCAUCAGGCGUUCGCUGAGUUUGAUCAAGCUACAAUAUUCCACUUUGUGACUCUCUGAAGCAGAAGUUAAAAAUCAAAUUACAAAAGAUAACCAAUUGCUGUCAGCUUUGCAAAAUUGGUAUCGGUAAGCAAUGUUGGAUAAAAGGAGUAAAAAAGGUAGAAUUUCGGGGAUGUUGGCUAUCAUCAAGUGGAAGUGCUAUAUCUUAUCAAUUUAUUUGACAGAUUAUUUUUUACACCGCCAAAUAAGCAAUGGAUUCAUUUGGGUCAUUAUCUCAAAAUGGUCAUGGUAAUUCUUUCUUGCUAAAUAGGUAAUUUGUUUUCUCCAAUGAGCUAUGACGAUAUUAUCAGCUCUGAUAUGUCACACUAGCUUUUUCCAGAUCAGGCUUUAGGCUGGAUCCUGUUCUGGGUUCCGUGGUCUAUAGCCUGGGCAUCUUUGUAAGUUUUAUGAAUGUCAUACUGCAAAAAAGCACACAGACCAUGCUUCAGUAGACACAGAAUGUGAGCUCUAUCUCUGUAGUGAAGUGUAACUGCAGAUUUUACAAAGCCUGACUUGAACUGUAUGUAAUGUCAAUGCUUUCUCCCAUUUGAAUAGAUCUAUUUUGAAGUAGAAAUAAUGUAUUUAACUUAU